Carlito syrichta (Philippine tarsier) is the source of this 3694-nucleotide messenger RNA. Its product is annotated as zinc finger protein 724-like. Gene Ontology annotation, biological process: regulation of DNA-templated transcription. Gene Ontology annotation, molecular function: DNA-binding transcription factor activity, RNA polymerase II-specific; RNA polymerase II cis-regulatory region sequence-specific DNA binding. The record is from RefSeq and is a predicted model, not a curated record. Bases 116 to 1630 code for a protein of 504 amino acids. The transcript is spliced from 6 exons. Lineage: Eukaryota; Metazoa; Chordata; Mammalia; Primates; Tarsiidae.
GAGUGAGACUCCAACUCAAAAGGGGCUGUUGUCAUUCAAGGAUGUGGCCAUAGAAUUCUCUCCAGAGGAGUGGGAAUGCCUAAACUCCCCUCAGCGAAUAUUGUACAGGACUGUGAUGUUAGAGAACCAUAGAAACCUGGUUUUUCUAGGACUUGCUGUCUCUAAGCCAGACCUUAUUACAUGUCUGGAAAAAAAGAAAGAGCCCUGGGAUGUGAAGAGACAUGGCACAUUAGUCAAACUUCCAGCUGUGACUUCUCAUUACACUGAAGGCCUUUUGCCAGAGAAUAGUAUAGAAGACUCCCUUUCAAAGGUGCCAAUGGGAAAAUAUGUGAUCCAUACUGGAAAGAAACCCUACAAAUGUGAAGAAUGUGGCAAAACCUUUCACUUUCAUUCAUGCCUUACUCGACAUACUAUGAUCCAUACUGGAGAGAAACCCUACAAAUGUGAAGAAUGUGGCAAAGCCUUUCACUCUCGUUCAAAUCUUACUCAACAUACAGUGAUCCAUACUGGAGAGAAACGCUACAAAUGUGAAGAAUGUGGCAAAACCUUUCCCUCUCGUUCAUAUCUCACUCAACACACAGUGAUCCAUACUGGAGAGAAACGCUACAAAUGUGCAGAAUGUGGCAAAGCCUUUCACUCUCAUUCACAUCUUACUCGACAUAUAGUGAUACACACUGGAGUGAAACGCUACAAAUGUGAAGAAUGUGGCAAAGCUUUUCCCACUCGUUCAAAUCUUACUCAACAUACACUAAUCCAUACUGGAAAGAAACCCUGCAAAUGUGAGGAGUGUGGAAAAACCUUUCACUUUCGUUCACUCCUUACUCGACAUACAAUGAUCCAUACUGGAGAGAAACCCUACAAAUGUGAAGAAUGUGGCAAAGCCUUUCACUCUCAUUCAAAUCUUACUCAACAUACAGUGAUCCAUACUGGAAAAAAACCCUACAAAUGUGAAGAAUGUGGCAAAGCCUUUCCCUCUCGUUCACAUCUUACUCAACAUACAGUGAUCCAUAGUGGAGUUAAACGCUACAAAUGUGAAGAAUGUGGCAAAGCCUUUCAUACUCGUUCGCUCCUUACUCGACACAUGAUGAUCCAUACUGGAGAGAAACCCUACAAAUGUGAAGAAUGUGGCAAAGCCUUUAACAUUUGUUCACUCCUUACUCGACAUACGAUGAUCCAUACUGGAGAGAAACCCUACAAAUGUGAAGAAUGUGGCAAAGCUUUUCGCUCUCAAGGAGAAUUUGCUGGACAUAAGACCAUUCAUACUGGACAGAAACCCUACAAAUGUCCAGAAUGUGACAAAGCCUUUAACUCUCGUUCACAUCUUACUCGACAUACAGUGAUUCAUACUGGAGAGAAACCCUACAAAUUGAAACACUACAAAUGUGAACAAUGUGGCAAAACCUUUCACUCUCAUUCAAACCUUAAUCAACAUACAGUGAUCCAUACAGAAGAGAAACCCUAUAAAUGUGAAGAAUGUGGCAAAGCCUUUCACUCUCAUUCACAACUUAGUCAACAUACAAUGAUCCAUACUGGAGAGAAACCCUACAAAUGUGAAGAAUGUGGCAAAGCCUUUCGCUCUAGAGGAGGAUUUUCUGGCCAUAAGACCAUCCAUACUAGGGAGAAACCCUAGAGAUGUGAAGAAUGUAGCAAAGACUUUCACUCUUGAGGAGGAUUUGCUGGCCAUAAGACCAUCCAUACUUUAGUGGAACCAUAAAAAUUUGCAGAAUGUGGCAAAUGCUUUAGUUAGUACUUGAAGCUUAUUGAACAUCAGAAUAUCCAUACUGGAGAGAAACCCUACAAAUGUGAAUAAUGUGGCAAGGUCUUUCACUCUCACUCUGGUUUUUCUCGACAUAAGACCAUGCAUACUGCAGAGAAAUCUUACAAAUGUGAAGAAUGUGGCAAAGCUUUUUGCUCCCAUUCAAUGCUUGCUGGAUAUAUCAAAGUGUUGUGGAGAGAAACCCUACAAAUGUCAAGAAUGUGGCAAAGCCUUUCACUCUCACUUUGGAUUUGCUUUACAUAAGACCAUCCAUACUGGAGAAAAAACCUACAAAUGCGAAGAUGUGGCAAGGCCUUUCACUCUCAUGUAGUAUUUGCUAGACAUAAGACCAUGUGCACUGUGGAGAAAUCCUACAAAUAUGAAGAAUGUGGCCAAGCGUUUUGCUCCCAUUCAAUGCUUGAUGGACAUAUGAAAGUGCAUAUUGGGGAGAAACCAUAAGUGUGAAGAAUGUGGAAAUGCCUUUUGCUCUCACAAUGGAUUUGCUGGACAUAAGACAAUCCAUACUGGAGAGAAACCCUACAAAUGUGAAAUAUAUAUAUUGAAAAGCUUUUCACUCUAAUUGACUAUUUGCUCAACAUGGCAAGAUCCAUACUGUUGAGAAACCCUACACAUGUGAAAAGUAUGGCACAGCUUUUUGUACUCAUGGAGGAUUUGCUGGAUAUAAGACCAUCGAUAUUGAAGAGAAAAACAAACUGCACAAAUAUAAAGAGUGUGGCAAAGCCUUUCACUCUAUUAAGGAUUUGCUGGACAUAAGACCAUCCACACUGGGGAGAAAUUGUGCAAAUGUGAAGAGUGUUGUAAAGUCUUUCACUCUAAUAAGGCUUUGCUGGACAUAUGACCAUCCAUACUGGAGAGAAAUCAUGCAAAUGUGAAGAGUGUGGCAAAGUCUUUCACUCUAUUAAGGAUUUGCUGGACAUAAGACCAUCCACAAUGGGGAGAAAUCCUACAAGUGUAAAGAAUAUGGCAAAACCUUUCACUUUCACAACGGAUUUGCUGGACACAUGACCAUCCAUGCAGGAGAAAAACAAUACAAAUGUGAAAUAUGCGGAAAAGCUUUUCACUCUCAUUCACUACUUGCUUGACAUGUCAAGAUGCAUACUGUUGAGAAAUCUUGCAAAUGUGAAAAGUGUGACAGUUUUUCACAUUCAUAAAGCAUUUGCUGGACACAAGACCAUCUAUAGUGGAGAGAAAUCCUACAAACAUGAUGAAUGUGGCAAAGCCUUUUGCUCUGAAAUGAUUUGCAAUUCAUAUGAGGCACCAUGAUGGAGAGAAACUCUACAAACAUGAAGAAUGUGGCAAAGAUUUUUGCUUUACUAAAGUAUUUACUGAACAUAAGUCCAUUGAUACUGGAGAAAAACCCUACAAAUGUGAAGAAUGUGACAUAGCCAUUCACUCGCACAAUGGAUUUGCUGGACACAUAAUCAUCCAUACUGGAAACUCUGCAAAUAUGAAAAACAUGGUAAGCCCUUUGCUCUCAUCUACAACUAGCUGGACAUAUGAGAGUCCAUACUGAGAUGAAACUAUAUAAAUGAGAGUAAUGAGAUAAAGCCUUUAGCUCUCAUUUAAUAUUUGGUAGACAUACGAGCAUCUAUAUUUAGGGAUUCCCUACAGAUGGGCAGAAUGGGGUAAACCUUUUCACUGUUAUUCCAAGUUUUAUCAACAUCAGACAAUUUAUACUUUAAAUUUUCAGUAUCUCUAAUGACUGGAAAAUCAUAUAUGUAGGUAUAAACAACAGAGACUUGGUGAGAAAUGUACAGUUGUAAAGAGUACCGUUAUCUUUACUCAAACCACAGAUCUUUUGAAUGUAUAAAUGUAAAACAUGUCUAAAGACAUUAACCAGCAAAAACUUUAUUUGACAUUAGACUGUGCAUUGUAGAGAAUGUACAAAUUUAAAGAAUGUGGACUGGCCUUUGUUCA